AUGCUACCAGGAAAAGUGGAAAUCAAUCCAAGGAGAGCAGCUGUAGCAGCUAUCACUCUUAGGAAUGGAAAAGGGUAUGAGCCACCAGCAUACCCAGAUCAAGAGGAAGCAAAGCCGCCAAUCAAGAAGAAACCAAUGGAAAUAGAACCAGGAACUCAGGAGGAAGUGGAGAAGCCACCUGAAGAACCAAGAGUGUAUGAGCCAAAGAUCCCAUACAGAAAUGUUCUUUCUCAACCCAAGAAGGAGAAGGAGCAAGCAAAGCUCAAGGAUCUUGUUAGCCAACUUUCAGUAAGGUUACCUUUCAUUGAUGCUGCCAAAUAA
This is a messenger RNA of Microthlaspi erraticum, 321 nucleotides long. The record is from the annotation of a GenBank genome assembly. NCBI's taxonomy places the organism in Eukaryota, Viridiplantae, Streptophyta, Magnoliopsida, Brassicales, Brassicaceae.